GGGCGGGACGACCGUGGGCCCAGAGCACAGCGGUCGGCGACCGGCAGCGAGAGAUCGUGGGCGAGGGGAGCGCGACAGUCGCUGCUUGGGAGAGAUCGGCGCUCGGCUGGGCAAGCGUGAGCCUGGGAGAUGGCAGUGAUGGAGAUGGCCUGCCCAGGCGCUCCUGGCUCGGCGGUCGGGCAGAAGAAGGAGCUCGCCAAGGCCAAGGAGAAGACCCAGGCCGCGGGGAAGAAGCAGAGCCCGGCCAGCAAGCUGGAGGCCGUGGAGAAGAGCCCCGUGUUCUGCGGGAAGUGGGAGAUCCUGAACGACGUGAUCACCAAGGGCACAGCCAAGGAAGGCUCCAAGGGGGGGCCGGCCGCCAUCUCCAUCAUCGCCCAGGCCGAAUGUGAGAACAGCCAAGAGUUCAGCCCCACCUUUUCCGAACGGAUCUUCAUCGCGGGGUCGAAACAGUACAGCCAGUCUGAGAGCCUCGAUCAGAUCCCCAACAAUGUGGCCCACGCGACCGAAGGCAAAAUGGCCCGUGUGUGCUGGAAGGGGAAGCGUCGCAGCAAAGCCCGGAAGAAACGCAAGAAGAAGAGCUCGAAGCCCCUGGCUCCGGCGGGAGCGGCCUUGGCCAGACCCCUGCCCAGGACCCCCGAGCAGGAGAGCUGCACGGUGCCCGUACAGGAGGACGAGUCCCCCCUUGGCACCUCGUACAUUAGGAGCGCCCCCCAGUUCACCAAGCCGCUGAAGGAGCCGGGCCUCGGCCAACUCUGUUUUAAGAAACUCGGGGAGGGGCUGCGUCCGGCGCUGCCUCGGUCGGAACUCCACAAGCUGAUCAGCCCCUUGCAGUGUCUGAGCCACGUGUGGAAGCUCCACCACCCGCAGGACGCGGGCCCGCUGCCCCAGCCCGCUCACCCCUUCCCCUACGGCAGACUUCCCGGCCCCUUCCCCUUCCACCCUCUCCAGCCCUGGAAACCUCACCGCCUGGAGUCCUUCUUCCUGAGCAAGCUGGCCGGCGUGGACAGCCAGCAGCCCCUGCCCGGCCCCCCGCUGGGCAAACUGGCCUAUGUCGACAGUCAGAAGCCCCUGCCCGGCCCACCCCUGGAGCCCGGCUGCCCUCCCCGCAGCACUCACGAGAAGUCUUCUGUGGAGGAGUACCUGGUGCACGCUCUGCAGGGCAGCGUGAGCUCCGGGCAGCCCCACAGCCUGGCCAGCCUGGCCAAGACCUGGACGGCGCAGGGCUCCAGGCCCCCGGAGCCCAGCCCCAAAGCCGAAGACAGCGAGGGGGUCCUACUCACCGAGAAGCUGAAGCCGGUGGAUUACGAGUACCGGGAGGAGGUCCACUGGGCCACGCGCCAGCCCUGCCUGGGCCGAGGCUCCUUCGGGGAGGUGCACAGGAUGGAGGACAAGCAGACCGGCUUCCGGUGCGCCGUCAAGAAGGUGCGAGUGGACAUGUUUCGGGCCGAGGAGCUGACAUCGUGUGCAGGGCUGGCUUCACCCAGAAUCGUCCCUUUGUAUGGAGCGGUGAAGGAGGGGCCUUGGGUCAACAUCUUCAUGGAGCUGCUGGAAGGUGGCUCCCUGGGCCAGCUCAUAAAGCAGAAGGGCUGUCUGCCGGAGGACCGGGCCCUCUACUACCUGGGCCAGGCCCUCGAAGGGCUGGAGUACCUGCACACCCGCAGGAUCCUGCACGGCGACGUCAAAGCUGACAACGUGCUCCUGUCCAGCGACGGGAGCCGAGCAGCCCUCUGCGACUUCGGCCACGCGGUGUGCCUUCGACCCGAUGGCCUGGAGAACUCCUUGCUCACAGGGGACUACAUCCCCGGCACGGAGACGCACAUGGCCCCGGAGGUGGUGACGGGCCAGCCCUGCGGCGCCAAGGUGGACGUGUGGAGCAGCUGCUGCAUGAUGCUGCACAUGCUCAACGGCUGCCACCCCUGGACCCGGUACUUCCGAGGGCCGCUGUGCCUCAAGAUUGCCAGCGAGCCCCCGCCCGUGCGGGAGAUCCCGCCCUCCUGCGCCCCUCUCACCGCCCAGGCCCUGGAGGAGGGGCUGAGGAAAGAGCCCGUGCACCGCGCGUCUGCGGUGGAGCUGUGGCAGAAGGUCAGCCUGGCGCUGCAGCACGUGGGGGGUCUGAAGAGCCCCUGGAGGGGGGACUGCAGAGAGCCCGGCUGGCCGCCCUCGCAGCACGCCCGCCCGCCACCAAGCCCGGCCUGCUCUGACCAGGUCCUUCCAGCCCAGCCGGGGGAGCUGCCCCCAGAUGCCUGGGGGCCCCAGCCAGCCGAGGACACCACAGGCGGGGCCCCCAAGCUCCAACCUCCGCUACCUCCAGACCCCCCCGAGAGAAACAAGUGUCCGAGCCUGACGUGGGGCAAGGAGGAGUCCGGGAUGUGGGAGCCCUUGCCCCUGUCCUCCCUGGACACGGCCCCCGCCAAAAACCCCAGCUCGCCGGAACGGAGGGCGACCUUCCCGGAGCAGGAGCUGCAGCAGCUGGAAAUAGAAUUAUUUCUGAACAGCCUGUCCCAGCCCUUCUCUCUGGAGGAACAGGAGCAGAUCCUCUCAUGCCUCAGCGUGGACAGUCUCUCCUUGUCAGACGACAGUGAAAAGAACCCAUCGAAGGCCUCCCAGAGCUCACGAGACACCCUGAGCUCUGGCGUGCACUCCUGGAGCAGCCAGCCCGAGGCCCGCAGCUCCAGCUGGAACAUGGUGCUGGCCCGGGGCCGGCCCACCGACACCCCGAGCUAUUUCAAUGGCGUGAAAGUCCAAAUACAGUCUCUCAAUGGCGAGCACCUGCACAUCCGAGAGUUCCACCGGGUCAAGGUGGGGGACAUCGCCACCGGCAUCAGCAGCCAGAUCCCAGCUGCAGCCUUCAGCUUGGUGACCAAGGACGGGCAGCCUGUACGCUAUGACAUGGAGGUGCCAGACUCGGGCAUCGACCUGCAGUGCACCCUGGCCCCAGAUGGCAGCUUCGCCUGGAGCUGGAGGGUCAAGCACGGCCAGCUGGAGAACAGACCCUAGCCCGGUCCUGCGCCACCGGCUCCACUCAGCCAGCAGCGGCCGCCCUCGGUGCCCAGUGCUGCCGCCGAGACUUGGGCUCGGGCCGCUCCCAGGGACCCGGGCAGUGGGACCGGGGACAAAGCGGACACCGGCAACAUGCCUCCCGGGAUUCCCCGCCCGUGUCCUGCCUGACCCGCCGGGAGAACACCCCGAGCCCGUGUGAGCAGGAGGCGGAGGAGGAGGAAGGCAGGAGGCCUCUUCCCACAGGGAACAGAGAGGGUCUUCUCUGCCCUGGUCCAAAGAGCCUGGCCUGACCCCUUUGCAUCAGUGACCGCUUACCACCAGCAGUCAGGGGAGAGCAGGUUCCGGCUCGGGUGGGGGAGGGGCAGGUGAGCCCCUAGGCCCCCAGGCAGGUGUGAGCGUGUCGGGGUCGAAAGACCUGCACCCCGUGUCGGAACAGGGCCAGGCAGUGGGAGUGCCUACCCUUGGACAAAGAAGGGGCCCUCUAAUCCCCCUUCCUGGCCUUGCCUGGCCAUCCGCCCCUUUUAGACCCAGGAACUGUCCGACAGAGUCGGGGGGAUGGGGGGAACGCCUGACCCCGGGACGUCUCCCUGGCAGCGGACGCCACACUGGUCGUGGCGUUGCGACACAGGUCCUGUGCUGGACUCAGCAUCAGCGAGGGGCCAAAGCAGGUGUUUGAGUGACACAGUUCUCAGUCCCCAGGGACACGCCCCUGACUCUCCGGCACUCAGUCCUCUCAUCUGUGAAAGCGAGGGGCGAGUGGCCUGGGACCUCCCAACGGGAGGCGUCUGCGGACAGGGCAGACCCCCAGGAGAGAGAGCGGCAGGUGGGGGCGCUGCUGCUCCCCGAGCCACGGUCUUCCACAUCUUGCACGCCAGCUUCCUAAGCCACAGUCCGGGCAUCAGGCCCUCACUGACCCUACCCUGCCCCUGGUCCCAGGGGCGCUGCCAGCUGCACUUUGCACUCUGAUGACCUCAAAGCACUUUCUUGGCCGCCAUCCCGGAGGGCGGGUCUGUCGGUUCUGCAUGAGCACAGGCAGACUAGGAGAUGGGGUGCAGGGACCCCACACCCCGUCUCCACACAUGUGACCCAAAUACCCAAAUCUCUUUGAGAGGAAGCCCCCCCCGCCUCCAUUCCUCUCUGUUGCCCCAGUCCAGCCUUAUAUCUGGGGGGGGGGGAGCCGAUUGAGACUCAUGUAGCAUUAAUCAACUGUGAAUUGUUGAGGGUGAGGGGGCCUGCGAGAGUCCUCCUUGGGAAGAGCUUGACCCCGUGACUUGCCAAGGUGCCUUCGGUCCAGCUGUCCCCGUGGAGCCACGCCGCUCCCCAGGGAGAGGCCCCGGCCCCCAGCACCCCGGGAAGAACUGCAGCCCGGCCCCCUCGGGGCUGGAGUUGCAGAGACCUCUGUAAGCAAUCAAGUUCUGUAAGCAAUCAGGUUCUGUAAGCAAUAAACUUCGGGUAACAACAU
Molecule: messenger RNA, 4462 nt
Organism: Phyllostomus discolor (pale spear-nosed bat)
Lineage: Eukaryota; Metazoa; Chordata; Mammalia; Chiroptera; Phyllostomidae
Gene: MAP3K14
Product: mitogen-activated protein kinase kinase kinase 14
Exons: 16
Coding region: 130-2997 (955 amino acids)
Biological process (GO): positive regulation of canonical NF-kappaB signal transduction; protein phosphorylation
Molecular function (GO): ATP binding; protein serine/threonine kinase activity
Source: RefSeq, a predicted model, not a curated record